Molecule: messenger RNA, 3830 nt
Organism: Labrus bergylta (ballan wrasse)
Lineage: Eukaryota; Metazoa; Chordata; Actinopteri; Labriformes; Labridae
Gene: hmox2b
Product: heme oxygenase 2b
Biological process (GO): response to oxidative stress; heme oxidation; heme catabolic process
Molecular function (GO): heme binding; heme oxygenase (decyclizing) activity
Source: RefSeq, a predicted model, not a curated record
AUCCUAUAUAUCCGUCAGCCGGUUGUGGGCGGAGCUUGUCAGUUCUGUCCUGGACCUAUCAUUGUUUGUAGUUAACUACGCCGCUGAGUGAAGGUCCAAGACUGAAAACAACUAGACUACCUUAAAGAAGACAUCUCUGCUUGUAUCAUCAUCUCAGGGACAAAGACCACAGUGAAUAGGAGUGUGUGAUAUCAGCUUCCCUUAUUCCAGACCUCUGCUGUCUCUGGCUGAACAAACUGACCAAAAGAAACAGAUCUGUCAGCAGAGAAGAUGGAGUCAACAGCCAACGUGUCCAAUGGAGCAGGGCCUGUGUAUGAGGAAAAAAAAGAGACACUAAGUCCCCACGACCUGUCGGAGAUGCUGGCAGCAGGGACGAAAGAGGUCCAUGAAAAGGCUGAGAACACACAGUUCGUGAAAGAUUUCCUCAGGGGUCGCAUCAGAAAAGAGCUUUUCAAGCUUGGUGCCGUUGCACUCUAUUAUACUUAUUCUGCCAUGGAGGAUGAAAUUGAAAGGAACAAAGACCACCCCCACUUUGCCCCUCUAUAUUUCCCAGCAGAGCUGAACCGUCAUGAGAACCUGGCCCGUGACCUUGAAUACUUUUAUGGUCCUGACUGGGAGACCCAGGUCAAAUGUUCUCAGGCCACACAACGGUAUGUGGACCGUAUUCAUGAAGUCGGGCAGGAAGACCCAGUGCUGCUAGUAGCUCAUGCCUACACCCGCUACAUGGGGGACCUGUCUGGAGGCCAGGUGCUGAAAAAAGUGGCCCAGAGAGCCUUGAAGCUGCCGUCCACAGGCGAGGGCCUUGAAUUCUAUCAGUUUGAUGCCAUCCAUAGUGCCAAAGCAUUCAAGCAGCUGUACCGCAGUCGGAUGAACGAGCUCGAACUGGACGUGGAAACAAAGAAGAAGCUCGUAGCCGAGGCUGUCAAGGCUUUCCAAUUCAACAUGGAGGUGUUUGAUGAGUUGGAAGAGAUGGGUAAAUCCAUCCAGGAGGAUGUUUUGGAUGCUGGCAUGCCCGUCCAUGGAGCAACAGGUGGAGACAUCAGCAAGUGUCCCUACUAUAAUGCCAAAAUGGCGGCGUCAGGUGGAUCAGCAUACGCCUGUCAGCUCGCCAUGGCUGUGCUCCGACACCCAACAGGACAAGUCCUGUUCGCCACGUGGUUUGCUGCUCUUGCUGGAUUGGCUGCGUGGUAUUUGAUGUGAUCCGGCCGUCACCCUGUCACUCCGCUGCUGUAAGAGAGAGGGGGGGAGAAGCAUCGAAAGGAAGGACAGUAAGGAGACCAAGAAAGUCCCUCAGACUGUGCUCAUGGUUCCAUAAAAAGAUUCUGAAUGGGUCCAGGUUUAUUUUAGUCACAUGUUCGUCAUAAAGGGUAGAUGACAGGAAAUAAACAUGGAUUGUUUAUCAGUGGAAUUCCAAUGAAGCAUUCCCCUUAGGACCAUAAGGAUGUAAACUCCAUCCAUCUAUCUACCAUCCAUGCAUCCAUCCAUCCACCGACUCAUCAAGUAAUUCAUUGUUACAUACUCUCCCUGUAGUUUUUACACUUCUCUACCUCCUCUGCGCUGUCCCUCCAUUUGGUCCUUUCGAGUGUGUUGGUCAAGUUUCAGGACCUUCUGCAGUUGUUUCCUGAUUUUGCAAUUGAAGUUCAUGGUGUGAAUAGCUAAUUAGAUUUAUUCUCAUUCUUUUAAUUAACUGCCAGAGUUACACAGCUAAGUAGCUUUUACAUGCGAUCUGUGUAUUAAUUCUGCAAAACCAAAUACAUGAAACUUAGAAAUCAUUUCACGGUGAGCUAAGUCAAUGCAGCUUGUUUUAAAAUACUAUGCGCAUGUUAUGCAUGAUUAUAAUAGCACAGUGAGUGUUUGCUGGACAGACUGCUGUGUGGAUUUCAAAUAAGGCCUUGGGUGUUUUUGCAUAAAUUAUUUUGAUAAUUCAGAAAUGUUUUAUGUCACCAUUACCAUAAUUUCAAGCAGCAAAAAGUAAUGUUUGUGGUAAUAAUGCAACUACAAAACUGUUUUUUCUUGUAAUUUUAACUUAGGAAAUGUCUCUAUAUAUAUAAAAACAUAAUGUGAACAUACAGUGCCCAGCAUUUCAGGAAAGAAAGCAAACGUGUGUUCUGUGAAACAGGUCAUAGGCAUCAAAAGAUUUUCUUUUGCCCCCAAAUAGCACACCUACACAUACACAAGUGCAUGAUUUCAAUAAAAAGAAUUUAGGUAGUUGUGAAGAUAACUGCCAUAUGAAUCUGAUGCAUGGUCACUUAUUCUUAAACCUUGCGAUAGGGCAUCUUGUAUUCCUUUAAAAAAAGACAAAACUGCACAGCUUGAUUAUCCAUGACAAAUUCAGGAGCCUAUAUUAGGACAUAAGUGUUACCAGAGGUGAGCUGCAGCUGUAUUCAAAGGAAAAUAUAUUUUUUAUAGUAUGAAUAAUUAUCCACAUGGAGGUGAAAUGCUUCCUAUGAUGACUUCAGGUUGGGUAGUGUCUCUAUAGGAUCCUCACUAAACUCUGUUUUAUUCAUAUACUUUUCAUACUGUUUGUUGUAAAAACGGUUCCAGUCGUGCACAUUUCUUGUUUUUCACAAAGGAUUAGGAGAACUUUUUUGUGCUGUUGUGCUGUAUGAGGUGUAAUUGCAUUAAAUUUUAAUAUUUCUCCUCACACAGUCACAGAAAAUAAUUAACUUUGCUUUAUCUUGCAAAGUAGUUUGUGUUUUCCCCCCUUUGGUUUGUUGGACUCAGAGUACAAAAAGAAACCUACUGAGAGCAACAAUUCCACCAGGUUCCUGUGUUUUCUUUUUCAAUGUGCAGUAUUCCCCCGUUAGCCCAUUUUCAUCAGGAUUAAGUGCCGUAGUGCAGCUGUUGUCAUGACAUCAUGACGUGUUUGUAUUUGAGAGUCUCAGGUCAGAUGGUAAUAUAAUGCAUUGAAUAUAAAAAGAUGAUAACAGGGGCUGUCCUAGUAUUCUCCUGUUGUUGAAUAGCCAUGUUUUAUGACAUGUUUCAAAUGUGAUGUGUCAAAAAGCCACAGCGUUUUGCAGAUAUGAAGGGACCCUUACUUGAAUUUUUGAAGUUCAGAAACCUUUUAAUCAUCGAGUAUGGUAAAUCCUUAAACUCAAGUGAGUGGAUGUGUGACUAAGCCAUGUUGAUUUUUUAAUUCUUAUGCAUUUUCAUUAACUCUGCCCCUUCUCCUGUUGUUUACGAAUGCUGAGAAAGAGCUGUGUUGCAAUACAUUUCUUAAGUUUGUUAUCUCCAGAUCACAAGUUCAUUGCUUCGUCAAGAUUACAAAAUUGGUAAACGGAAGCUUGAUUAUCUAAGCUGAUGAGGUAAUCCAUCACCAGAAGAUGACGUUGUGCUUUCUUAAGAUCACUGGAUGACUAAGGAGAGCAUGAAAAGUUGUUUUUGGUGAAUGUGACCACCUCUGAUUGAAGGCUUUAAGAUGACUGUGAUGACUGUCAGUGUUCUGCAUUGAUCGGUUAAAAAAAUACUCCUUGAUCCAACAUAUUCAGCUGAGAUCUGGUGCCACAGUAGUCAAGAUGGCCAUUAUGCAUGCAGGCAUAGCAUGUGAUCCCUGCUAACCGUACGUAGAGAGACUUGGCUCAUUUGGUUAUCAGGAUAAAAACUAAGCUUGUUUUCUCACAUUAGGUUGUGACCUUGAGAUAGCGGCAUAGAAAAUCAUUGUAAAGUUGGCCGUUCUUUGCGUCUGUACCUUCUUUAUCCACCUGGACACAAAGUGUUAGACGUGAUCGGCUCGUAUGCCUUCACGGUAUGAGUGAACAUCCAUGACUUGAGGCUGUGCUGUAAAAUGUUUUUUUUUUUCUGCUAAUACUGAAAUAAAGAUGAUAAAUUCA